Messenger RNA from Pocillopora meandrina, 1818 nucleotides. NCBI's taxonomy places the organism in Eukaryota, Metazoa, Cnidaria, Anthozoa, Scleractinia, Pocilloporidae. The record is from the annotation of a GenBank genome assembly.
AUGUUCCGUCAUUUAAGAUUCGUCAUUUUCGCAUUUGCCAUGGAGUUUGUCACAGCUAAUUAUCAAUGUAGGACCGAAGUAAGUAUACAAGGUAUGGCUCUCAAGCGUUCUGUUUUCAAAAGGUGGUCAGUGGCGGCUCCUCAUCUUUGUGAUGUCAAAUGUGGACAAGAGAUUACAUGCCAAAGCUAUAACUACAAUAGAAAAUACCAAAUAUGUGAACUAAAUAACCGCACCAAGGAGGCGAGACCAGAUAAUUUCCUUUCAGCACCCGCGUGGUUUUACAUCCGGCGAUUGAACGGCAGAGGUGAGAAAUCAAAGCUUUUUCCAUCUAUGUGAUUUCUAUUUCUAUAAAUCUUCUCCAUCCUGGAACAACUAAGAAUAGGAAGUAAACGUAAAACAUAUCUUUAUUGCAGCUCCAUUAGGCUCUAUCCCUGAAUUACCGGCGUUGUCUUGUCACGAAAUAAAGGCAAGUGAAGGCAAACACAUCAUAAGCGGCAAGUAUUGGCUGAAUCCAACUUGUAAAGGAAAGGCAAAACUGAUUUACUGUGAUAUGGUUCACGAAGGUAGGUCUUAUAAGUUUGCAUGAGGUACUUUAUUUUGUUACGAGUUAUCAGUAACAUGAGAUUAUUAUAAAAUUAUACUAUUAUUGAUACCAUCACCCUAAUAUUUAGUUUGGAUCAGUUCUAUCGAGGAUGUCUCUCUCAAGUUGCUCUAACUUAGUUACUGCUUCUCUUGCCACAUUCUAGAUAUGGAUGAAUGUAAAUAUCACAUCAGUAACUGCGAUGUGAAUGCAAACUGUACCAAUGGUUCUUACAAAUGCAUAUGUAAAGUGGGAUACACCGGCGAUGGACACUCAUGUUCAGGUAAUUUUGAAGAUGACCUUAUAAAUAUUUCCCAAUAAAACCAAUUUUUGUAAAUAUUCUCACGAUUUUAAGCAGCGUUACCCAUGCAUGUUUAGGCACAGAGUAACCUUGGUCUACCCCUGGCUUGUUUCAGAGCAUUCAGAUUGAUAAAUUAAAUUAUUUGUGCUGAAAGAUAAUUUCGCAAUAUCUAAUUCAUGUAGCCGUAAAAGAGAAACAUUUGUUUUAUAAUUUGUGAUGAUCAAAGGAAUUAGACGACUAUAAGUUAUAAAAACGAUAACAUGGAAAAAUGUAUCGAUGGUUUUUGAGAUAUUGACGAGUGUAAAGGAAAUCACUCUUGUCACGUGAAUGCUAUCUGCACGAACACCAAAGGAUUGUACGUUUGUACUUGUCACCCCGGAUAUACUGGAAAUGGACACGGCUGCACAGGUAUUUAUGCGUUUCUUUUGUAACCAUUUCCAUUAGAAAGAAAAGCACUAUCAUCGUUUCAAGACUUGCUUUACCAGCAUACCUUGUAUAAAAAAAGAGAUGAGUGUACUGAGGCCUGAAAACAAUGUUGAUAAUGACACAAUUGUAUUAAAUAAACAUUCAGUGGUAAAAAAAAAUAUAUCAACUGGCAAAGGGAGACUUGAUGGAUGGGCUUACAGGACAGAACAACGGAUUUAAACUCGCGGGGAACCAAGAAAAAAUCUAGUGAGCGCUAAAGUGAAGUGCUUGCGUCUAUGACCCAAGAGAACUAGUCUAAGGUUUCUAAGCUUGUGCUCGGCAACUUCUUCCCAAUUGCAUUUUUUUUAAUUUAUUCUUUUUCUUUAAUGUUUAUCAUUUUACAGAUAUUAACGAGUGUAAAGGAAAUCACUCUUGUCACGUGAAUGCCACAUGCAUGAACACCAAAGGAUCGUAUGUUUGUACGUGUCACCCCGGAUAUACUGGAAAUGGAAGCGACUGCACAGGUACUUGA